Molecule: messenger RNA, 984 nt
Organism: Vitrella brassicaformis
Lineage: Eukaryota; Vitrellaceae
Source: the annotation of a GenBank genome assembly
ACCAUGCGGACUAUUGGAUUAUGCGCAACUCAUGGUCAGUCAGUAGGGUUCGAACGACACAUCAGCUGUUCUGCAGUCGCUUUUCUCGUUCGACGACCUCCGACGCAAACCGUAUAAGGACGGUGGUACUGCGAGUGGGCGGAUUGGUCGACUCCUCCACCGUGUGGGCGCUCGCUUCGCACGGCUGAACAAAACACACAUGACGACAGGUGAUGUGAACGACCUCCUGGCUUACGAAUUCCGCGGAUUGCAGAAUCCCCUCCACGAUUCCAGCCGCGUAGGCCCCACAGUUGAUGUGCGAGAAGUCCUGAUACACAGUGAAGUGUAUCUCGAGUGAUCAGGGAAGUUGUCGAGUGUGAGCCUACCCUGGGCACUGAAAUAAACUUCGUCAGAAGCAGGCUCUUGUCGUUGAUCAUAUCUGAGGGUCGCACACAUGGGAAAGCGCCCCAACAUACGGACUGUGUGUGUGGUUUCAUGCGUCUACAUUCGAGCUCGCUGUCCUGUCCCUUCAGAAGGUCCCCAGCAUGCCCAAAAAGUGCCCUCCAGCAGGUUUGUGAGACAAACGAGAGCAUGGACAGCAGCCUGACCUCCCUCCUGUUGGCCUUGUCACGAUAGCACAGCAGAUCUAGCACACGAUACCCAACACGAACGCCGACCUCAUGCAACCUGGGAGGACACACAGUGAACAACCAAAACUUGAUACUCUGCUGCGCGUUUUCCCACUUGUCUUCAAGCUGCUGGCUCUGCUCGACAUUGUUGAGGCAGUACUGAACCAUCUCGGAGAACAAAAAGGCGUACAAGCUGAGGCUCACCUACAAGGGCACGCAGAGAGGCAUCAUGCGCGGCAUCACGUGCAAGGAAUUUUCAUUAUCUUACUUCGCCCUUCGAUUUGGAAAACUGACGGUCCAGUAUUGAGGUCUUCAUCUCUGCUAGAACAGAUCACCUAGGGAGAUAAGAUCGCAGGGCUGGGACGUUGACGAUGGU